Monomorium pharaonis (pharaoh ant) is the source of this 1527-nucleotide messenger RNA. RefSeq names its product alpha-1,3/1,6-mannosyltransferase ALG2 (gene Alg2). The coding region runs from base 186 to 1400 and encodes 404 amino acids. Gene Ontology annotation, molecular function: GDP-Man:Man(1)GlcNAc(2)-PP-Dol alpha-1,3-mannosyltransferase activity; alpha-1,3-mannosyltransferase activity. The record is from RefSeq and is a predicted model, not a curated record. The transcript has 2 exons. NCBI's taxonomy places the organism in Eukaryota, Metazoa, Arthropoda, Insecta, Hymenoptera, Formicidae.
AGGAGUUUUUGCAUAACGGUUAUGUCAAUUCAUGUGUGAAGGCCUUUAGGGCUGCGGCAACACUGUCCAGUUUCCUGUGGGAACGGGGGCCAUAUUGCAAAAGAAAUUAUUUGCAGCAUGGCAAUUUUAUACUUUCUGAUAAAUACGUGACAAUAUCCAUUUAACGGAUUAUUUCUCAAGUGACGAUGACGCGUGUCACGUUUCUACAUCCCGAUCUUGGUAUCGGUGGCGCCGAAAGGCUCGUCGUCGACGCCGCUCUGGCAUUAAAGAAGAACGGUCAUAAUGUGAACUUCGUGACUACUCACCAUGAUCCAGAACAUUGUUUUUCGGAGACUAAAGAUGGUACAAUUCCUGUCAUUGUUGUAGGCAAUUGGUUACCCAGACACUUUCUUGGCAGAUUCUAUGCGCUCUUCGCUUACAUACGUAUGAUAUAUGCAGCCAGCUACAUAAUAUUCUGUGAUCAAAGACCAGAGAUUGUCUUCUGUGAUUUGGUAUCCAUUUGUAUACCUAUACUGAGACUGCGGAUUCCAUAUGUAGUAUUUUAUUGUCAUCAUCCAGAUCAGCUACUCUCACAUUCUGGUGGCUAUAUCAAGCAACUGUAUCGUAUGCCACUGAAUUAUCUCGAGGAAAUCACGACUGGUAUGGCACACAAAGUAUUUGUAAAUAGUGGUUACACAAGUAGCGUGUUUAAACACACGUUCAAGAGACUGAAAGUUGAGCCAGAAAUUUUGUACCCUUCCAUUAACACGGAUUUUUUUAAUAAUACGCGAAUAAUAUCUCUAGAGAGGGUGCUCGACAGAAAGCUACCAAACGAUAGUAUUAUACUGCUGUCUAUUAAUAGAUAUGAACGUAAAAAGAAACUAUCUCUUGUGAUAGAGGCUUUAGCGGAGCUGGAGAAUUUUUUAACGAAGGAAACAUAUAAAAAAGUGUACUUGAUAAUAGCUGGUGGAUAUGAUAAGAGGGUCGAGGAAAACGUAGAGUAUCACCUAGAAUUGAUAGGACUCGCCGAUGAAUUGCAUGUAACGGACAAAGUGAUAUUCUUACGUUCGCCCUCGGACAUAGAUAAGAUUUCCAUACUUCAUCAUUGCAAAAUUGUGAUAUACACUCCACCGAAUGAGCACUUUGGAAUAGUGCCCUUGGAAGCGAUGUACAUGGGUAAGCCAGUGAUCGCUCACAAUUCCGGUGGUCCCACGGAAUCGAUAAUUUCCGGAGAGACUGGCUUUCUAGUCGACCUGUCAGGAGAAGCGUUUGCUUCAAAAAUAGCUUAUUUAAUUAUAAAUCCAAAUCAACUUGAAAAUUUUGGUAGAUCGGGUCAGCAUAGAUUUCUGGCGACGUUCAGUUUCGCUGCUUUUAGUGCUCAAUUAAAUAAGACGAUAAGCAACUUGACUGAUGAGCAAUAAAAUAAUAAAAUUUAUUAGAUUUCAUUUAAAAAUUAUUUAAAAGACUACAUAUUUUUUGCAUAUUGAUUAGAUCUAGAAUGCUGGUUAAAUGUGAAUGUUAUUAAAAUAAAAAGGAUAAGUGAAAAUA